Messenger RNA from Mugil cephalus (flathead mullet), 5881 nucleotides. It is a transcript of the gene si, whose product is annotated as sucrase-isomaltase (alpha-glucosidase). Gene Ontology annotation, biological process: carbohydrate metabolic process. Lineage: Eukaryota; Metazoa; Chordata; Actinopteri; Mugiliformes; Mugilidae. The record is from RefSeq and is a predicted model, not a curated record. The coding region runs from base 148 to 5616 and encodes 1822 amino acids. Gene Ontology annotation, molecular function: carbohydrate binding; alpha-1,4-glucosidase activity. The transcript has 48 exons.
UUAUGGGGUCUGCAUGCUGUAAAAAACACGCACGCACGCAGUCGAGGAGUGGCGAGACACUGUGACCACAACACAUCCUGUGGAUUAUAAAUUGCAAUCUCAGUUGAACUCAGAAGCACUCUGCCACGAACACUGGAGAGAGCCAAGAUGGGGAAAAGGCGGUUCUCGGGUCUGGAGGUGGCCCUAAUAGUCCUGUUCAUACUGAUGUCAGUGACUGCCAUCGUUUUCAUUGUUCUUUUUGCCACUGGACAAGCUGGAGUCAUUCAAGAGAAUGUGGAAACUACCGAACCCUUCAUACCUCAGUGUCCCAACAUUCCUCAAGCUGAGAGAGUAGACUGCUUCCCUGAUGCUGGAGCCUCCAAGAUGCAAUGUGAGCAACGUGGCUGCUGCUGGGCCCCACUGGAUGAGAGGAAUGUGCCCUGGUGUUACUUCUCAACCAACCAUGGCUACACGGUGGAAUCAGUGGAAACAUCAAAUCCUCAUGUAAUAAAUGCCAAACUGAAGAGAAUGGCCUCUCCAUCUUUAUUCGGCGGGGAUAUACAGGAGCUGUCAUUUCACGCAGAAAUGCAAUCAAACAAUCGCCUCCACUUUAAGAUCUUUGAUGCCCAAAAGCAGAGGUUUGAGGUCCCCCAUGAGCAUGUCCAGAGCCUCACGAGUUCCCCAUCCCGCCCUAUCAGCGAGACGUUGGAUAUCACACGUAAUGCUUUUGGCCUUACUGUGCGCAGGAAGGAGAACAACAGAGUCCUCUUUGACACUACAAUGGCUCCACUGGUGUUUUCAGACCAGUACCUACAGCUGUCUGCGAAGCUUCCAUCGCAUAACAUUUAUGGCCUGGGAGAACACGUCCAUCGGCAGUUUCGGCAUGACACAAACUGGAGAACCUGGCCCAUUUUUACCAGAGAUGCUUUUCCGAACGGGGGAACACAUAACCUUUACGGACACUAUCCCUUCUUCCUCUGCCUGGAAGAUGAGUCUGGAAAGUCAUUCGGGGUCUUCCUUAUGAACAGCAACGCUAUGGAGGUUGUUCUGCAGCCUGCCCCUGCUAUCACCUACAGGACAAUUGGAGGAGUCCUUGACUUCUACAUUCUCUUUGGAGACACACCAGAGCAAGUGGUGCAGGAGUUCCUUGAGCUCAUUGGCAGGCCCGUCAUUCCUCCCUACUGGUCACUGGGUUUCCAGCUUUCUCGGUGGGAUUACGGCAGCCUGACUGAAGUCAAGAACACAGUUGAAAGAAACCGCAAAGUGGAACUCCCAUAUGAAAUUCAAUACACUGAUAUAGACUAUAUGGAGGAUAAGAAAGAUUUCACCUAUGACAAAGUGAAGUUUAGUGAGCUGCCUGAGUUUGCUGAAUAUCUCCACAAGGAGGGACAGAAAUACAUCCUCAUCCUGGAUCCUGCAAUUGCCACCAGCAAGAGGGUUGGGGAUGCUCCCUAUGAAUCCUAUGACAGAGGAACUCAGAUGAAUGCUUGGGUCACUGAAUCAGAUGGGAAAACUCCUUUGUUAGGAGAGGUGUGGCCAGGGGAGACAGUAUUUCCAGAUUAUACCAGCGAGAAGUGCAUUGAGUGGUGGGUUGAUGAGUACGAGCGAUUCCACCAGGAGAUCAAACACGACGCUCUCUGGAUUGACAUGAAUGAGGUGGCUAAUUUCAAGAAAGGAUCGGUUAAGGGCUGCGCUGACAACAAUCUCAACUACCCUCCCUACACUCCAAGGAUUCUCGACGAGGUGAUGUACAGUAAGACUCUAUGUAUGGAUGCCAAACAGUCCUGGGGGAACCACUAUGAUGUCCACAGUCUAUAUGGCUACUCUAUGGUCCUGGCUACGGAAAAAGCUCUGCAGCGUGUGUUUAAAGGAAACCGUACCCUGAUGCUGACCCGCUCCUCAUUUCCAGGUGUGGGAAAAUAUUCAGGUCACUGGCUGGGGGACAAUGGUGCCAACUGGAAUGACAUAAAAUGGGCCAUCCCUGGCAUGCUGGAGUUCAACCUCUUUGGAAUUCCCUAUAUCGGAGCUGACAUCUGUGGAUUUUUCGACGACUCUAGUGAAGAGUUAUGUCGUCGCUGGAUGCAGGUGGGGGCUUUCUACCCCUUCAGUCGGAACCACAACGCUCAAGGCUACAAGCCUCAGGACCCUGCUGCAUACGGCGCUGGCUCAACACUGGUGGAGAGCUCAAAACACUACCUGAGGAUACGUUACACACUCCUGCCGUACCUCUACACACUCUUCUACAAGGCCCACACCACAGGGGAAACCGUUGUACGUCCUGUCAUGCACGAGUUCUACUCUGAUAAAGCCUCCUGGACUGUGGACCGCCAGUUCCUUUGGGGAAAACACUUCCUCAUCACACCUGUACUGGACCCGGGUGUGGAUACAGUGAAUGCAUACAUACCAAAUGCUGUGUGGUAUGACUACGAGACGAUGGAGCGUCUUGCCACCCGCGGACAGUAUGUUGACCUGUAUCUACCAGCUGACAAGCUUGGUUUACACAUCAGAGGAGGAGCAGUCCUCCCCACACAGAGGCCUGAAGUCACCACCUCUAAAAGUCGACGCAACCCCAUGGGUUUGAUCGUUGCUCUUGAUGACAACAAGCAAGCAGCUGGGGAGCUAUUCUGGGAUGAUGGAGACUCCAGAGAAACCGUGAAAAAUGGCAACUAUACUAACUACAAGUUCUCUGUUGUCCAUGGAGUUCUGACAAUGCAGGUGGCCCAUGCUGGCUACAAGGACCCGAACAACCUCAAGUUUGAGGACAUUACUAUCCUCGGGAUACCUUAUCCUCCCAAGUCUGUGUCCGUUACUCAUGUUGGAGCUACCGAAACCACCACCAUCUUGUCGAGCACCAACGUAGAGCACGACGGAGCCAAGGAGGUUCUGUUCCUGCGUGGCCUCUCCUUAGCCCUGGGGGAGUCUUACCUGAUCAAGUGGGAGGAGGCGGAGGAAGAAUUCCAGCGCAUUGACUGCUAUCCAGAGGAGCACUCUGAUGAGGCUAAGUGCUUGGCCAGAGGCUGCAUCUGGAAGCCAGGUACCAUAGAAGGUGUUCCAUGGUGCUUCUACCCAAAAGACUAUGGCUACUCUGUUACAUCAUCCAGAGAAACCAGCACAGGCAUGACAGUUGACAUCACUCGGAACAAGAAGUACAGUCGUAGCAGCUACCCAGACUCUCCGAACAUCGACUCGCUCCGUGUCGAGAUCCUUUACCACACCGGCGACAUGCUGCAGUUCAAGAUCUGGGACCCGGCCACACCUCGCUAUGAGGUACCAGUGCCUCUGUCAGUUCCUUCUGUUCCAGAGGGUGAUGAGAACAAGAGGCUUUACAAGGUCACUGUUUCCCAAAACCCAUUUGGCAUCCAGGUCGUAAGGAAGAGCACAGGAACCAAGAUCUGGGACUCCUCUAUGCCAGGUUUUACCUUCUCAGACAUGUUCAUCCAAGUGUCGACCCGUCUGCCGUCUCAGUUUGUGUACGGCUUUGGGGAGACAGAGCAUCCCAGCUUUAAGCACGAUCUCAACUACCACACCUGGGGAAUGUUCUCCAAGGACCAGCCUCCUGGUUAUAAGAUGAACUGCUACGGAGUCCAUCCCUUCUACAUGGGCCUUGAGGACACCACUGAUGCUCACGGCGUGCUGCUGCUUAAUAGCAAUGCGAUGGAUGUGACUUUCCAGCCUACUCCAGCUUUGACCUAUAGAACUCUGGGAGGCAUCCUGGAUUUCUACAUGGUCCUGGGCCCUACACCUGAGAUGGUGGUGCAGGAGUACACUGCGCUCAUUGGGAGACCUGUUAUGCCAGCCUACUGGUCCCUUGGGUUCCAGCUCUGUCGCUAUGGUUACAAGGACGACAAGGAAAUAAAGGAUCUGUACACUGAGAUGAGGGCAGCUGGUAUACCCUAUGAUGUGCAGUAUGCAGACAUUGACUAUAUGGAUCGUCAGCUGGACUUUGUCCUGGACCCAGAGUUUGCAGGACUGCCUGAAUUGGUUAACACCAUGAGAGGAGAGGGCAUGAGAUUCAUCUUCAUUCUGGAUCCGGCCAUCUCAGGCAAUGAAACACGUUAUUACCCUGCUUUUGAAAGAGGUAAAGCAGCGGAUGUCUUCAUCAAGUGGCCAUCAAACUUCAGUGAUGACAUUGUGUGGGGGAAGGUCUGGCCCGAUUAUCCCAAUGUCACAGUUGAUACAUCUCUGGACUGGGACACCCAAGUAGAGCUCUACAGGGCGUACACAGCAUUCCCCGACUUCUUCCGCACUUCAACAGCCAAAUGGUGGCAGCAGGAAAUCAAGGAUUUCUAUGACAACACCAAGUUUGAUGGCAUUUGGAUUGACAUGAAUGAGCCUGCCAGUUUUGUCCAUGGUACAGUUGGAGGGAAGUGUCUUGGAAAUCCACUUCUGGAGAACCCUCCAUAUAUGCCACCCCUGGAGUCCAAACAUCUUGGAUUAAACCAUAAGACUCUGUGCAUGAACAGCGAGCAGAUACUCAGUGAUGGAAAGAAAGUCAGACACUACGAUGUUCACAACCUCUACGGCUGGUCCCACACCAAGCCCACCUAUGAUGCCCUGCUAAAUGUGACAGGUAAAAGAGGCAUUGUGGUGACCAGGUCCACUUACCCCUCCAGUGGAAAAUGGGCUGGACAUUGGUUGGGAGACAACAAUGCCAGCUGGGAUCAGCUAUAUAAAUCCAUCAUAGGUAUGAUGGAGUUCAGUCUGUUUGGCAUUCCUUACACCGGGGCAGACAUAUGUGGAUUCUUCAAUGCAGCUGAGUAUGAGAUGUGUCUUCGUUGGAUGCAGCUGGGGGCUUUCUAUCCCUACUCACGCAACCACAAUGGCUUGGGUAACCGGCGACAAGAUCCUGUUGCUUGGGACGCUACUUUCAGCAAUGCUUCCCGGGACGUCCUGAACAUCCGCUACAGCCUCCUGCCCUACCUCUACACGCUGAUGUUUGAGGCACAUACUAAAGGAAGCACUGUAGUCAGACCCGUCCUUCACGAGUUUGUGAAUGACAAGAAAACAUGGGACGUCUACAAACAAUUCCUCUGGGGACCUGCCCUACUUAUCAGCCCUGCUCUGGAUGCGGGAGCCAGGGAAGUGAAUGGCUACAUUCCUAAUGCACGCUGGUACGACUACCACACGGCCAAAGCUCUUGGAGUGCGAGGCCAAAUGUUAAAUAUGCCAACACCCCUGGACCACAUUAACCUGCAUAUCAGAGGAGGAUAUAUCUUACCCUGGCAGAAACCAGAGAACACGACAGUUUACAGUCGGAAGAAUCCUUUAGGACUGAUCGUUGCCCUGAGUGACAGUGGAACUGCUGAAGGAUCAUUGUUCUGGGAUGAUGGAGAGGGAAUAGACACGGUGGAGAAAAAUCAAUAUCUUCUGACCACCUUUUCAGCAGCAUCGAACACUCUGACCAGUAAAGUUGUCCACAACGGUCUGGCUCCUGCUGAUCGGUUGAUUCUGGGUGUGGUGAAAGUUUGGGGCGCAGGAAAUGUUAGGAUCACAGAGGCGCAAAUAACCGUCGGGCCGACAUCACAGCAACUGACUCCGCACUACAACUCUGACUCUCAGGAGCUGAUAUUAGAUGCUACUUCAAAGUCUAUUCAUGUGGAUCAGCCUUUCACCAUAACAUGGAGGACCAGCGCCUGAGUUCCAUUAUCAUUAUUUAUGUUUUAGUGGCAAAAAUUAAUUUAUCUGUAUGUAAUGAUCUGCUGAUGUAAAUUAUGAAGUGAAGAAAUUUUAUUUUUAUUUAAUUUUAUCCUCAGUGAUAAACGUACCUCUGGGAUCUAAACGGUUUUUAAAGUAAGAUGUCUUUAAAUUUCAAUACUACAAUACACAACGUGUUUCAAUAUUUACCGCAAAUAACUUUGGAUCAUGUGCUGAAUUACCAAUAAAAAUGAUGAAACUUCAGAAA